AUGAGUCGUAUGGAAAAGGAGACGGAUGGUACGAGAGAGAUUCGCCCGACAGGGAAGCGCAGCAGCGGCGGUGCAGUCAAGGAGAAGCAGCCCGGCGCGGGAGCAGCAGCGGCAGCGGCGGAGACAGAGGAGGCAGUGGCUACUCGAGUGGUGCUUCGGGGACCUGGAGCUACGCGCACUGACCGAAGAGGACGCGCACUUAAUACCAAGGGGGUGGGGGUGGUGGAGGGGAGGCAAGACAGAAAAAAAAGGAGGAGGAGGAGGCGGGAGGUGAUGGGUGAGAGACAGAGAGAAGAGAAGGAGAGAGAGAGGAGAGAGAAAGGAAAGCCGGAGGAGGAGGUUCAACGUCAAGGGGGAAAAAUGCAUGACCAGUGA
Molecule: messenger RNA, 375 nt
Organism: Xyrichtys novacula (pearly razorfish)
Lineage: Eukaryota; Metazoa; Chordata; Actinopteri; Labriformes; Labridae
Source: the annotation of a GenBank genome assembly